AUGCAGGACGUAACAGAACAUGCGGAAUGCUUUGGACCUGCCAUGGUGCUGCUCGACCUCAGCUCUGCUACGACUAAGGAUUAUACUGGAGAGGUCAUGCCGUUCACUUGCGUGUACGUGGAGGACGCCUCAGCUGUUCACUUUGGGGAUUCCACCUCCGAGACAGCCGCGGCUUUCCAGAACUACCAGUACAUUUGUAUCGGUGUCAUGACGUCGACCUCAGGCAGCACGGUCUCGGAGAUAAGCACGAGCAGCACUGUGACCACCACAACGAACACGGCGGCACCAUCUCAACUAAGCGGGUCGAUUGAGCUCAUCGUCGUGGGUACAGACGAGAUCCGUAACAGCACGGAGGCAGAGGCGGUGCUAGAUUCUUGCGGCCGCACUCUCGCUCAACUCGUCGGCGUGCCAGCGAGCUACGUCAGCGUGGCGUUCGCGGAGUCCCGGAGGCUCAGGGCUGCACCGCGCCAGCUCUCCCAGAGCGUCGUCGAGCUGGCAUACAUUAUCCGCGUUCCCGCGGGUAGUGACGCUGCUGUGGUGAAGUCGACUCUCGAAAGCAUCAGCGUGGACGACUUCGAGGCCAUUCUGCAGGAUUCCAUCGACUCGACCGUCGGGGAGGGCGAGCUCUCCGUCUCCGUGCUCCUGAUCACGGGUCCCGGCAGCCUCGUGGACACGGCGGCCGACGCCCCCGCGGCGGGGCCGCACGAGGCCCAGGGCUCGUCCGUGAUGGUAGUCAUCUUCCUGACGGUGGGCUGCUGCGUCGGGUGUGCGCUCCCGGCCCUGGCGCUGGUCUGCUGGCGCUUCCGCCUGCGCGAGGGGCGCGCGCAGGCCGCGCGAUGGGCGCUUCCGCCUUAUGGGUGGUUUUUUCCGCUUCCGCCUGGCGCUUCCUGGCGCUUCCGCCUGCGCGCGGCGCCGCGCGAGGGGCGCGCGCGGGCCGCCCAGGGCCGCGCCUACACCGAAGACGUGCCUGGCGCCGCGCUCGCGGCGCCGCGCUCGCCCAGAGACGCGGCCAGCCCACCCGCCGCGCCGUCCCCGAGCGAUCCCGUCCCGAAGAUGCUCGUGCCGCCCGCGCGGGUCGAGAUGCCAGCCGCUCCUCGCAUUUGUAGUCUGUAG
Molecule: messenger RNA, 1113 nt
Organism: Prorocentrum cordatum
Lineage: Eukaryota; Dinophyceae; Prorocentrales; Prorocentraceae
Source: the annotation of a GenBank genome assembly